GUUUAUGAGUCAACCUCAGCCCUGAAAUUAGCCCAUAAGGACAAGAGAGCUUUAAGUGUGGGGCUGGCUGGGAAUGGCUAAAUGCAUUAGGCUGUGGCUCUCUGCUACUUCAGCAUCAAACCUGCCUGCGGCCAUGCUCCCUGCUGUGAUGAUAACCAACUAAACCUCUGAAACGAAAUUAAGAAAGGCACAUUGUUCAUCUCUAGCAUCUAUCUCAGCUGAGUACAUGAUCUGAGAACCUAAAGAGACACAUUCUACCACACAUGACUGCUGACUCCCAUGCUUUCUGGAAAAUGCUGAUAUUGCUCUUAGGAAAUCAAGGUGGUGUAAACUUUAGGAGGGGGGACACCCACAAGAAGAAACAGGUCAGUGGAGGAGUGCCUGUGAGGGACAGACAUGGUUCCCAGCGUCUCUCUGCUCCCUCUCCAUCAUGAGAGCCUUGCUGGUGGACUGGCACUACAAGUUCCAGGUGGAAUUAAGCCCCACUGAUCCAGUACACACAUUGUACGCUUGGUGCUUCUCUACCUUGGAAGAUCGUGAAUUAGGUAACGUUAAAGGUAUUUGUGCUCUAUCUUGCUACUCUGUGCUUAAGAAAAACAAAUAUUGUUUGUAAUGUAAUAGGUUAGGUAAGAUCCUUUGUAAAAAACAAAAACAAACAAACAAACAAAAAACAAGACAGCCCCAACAGAAUAAGGGUAUAGUUGGUAUUUCUCGAUUCAUGAUAUGUAUGCUGCAAACGCAUUGAGUUUGAAAGUUCAGCCAGGGGUUAGUGAAGGGUUAAUCACAAGUGUAAGCAGAUUGGGAGUUUGGAAACAUAGGAAUGUAGCAGAGAUUAUCUGUAAGUCAGUACAAAGAUUUCAUAUCCUGCCCCUAAUCCUGAAAAUAUUGGAGACCUCCCAGGGGCCUCUGGACUUGGCGACUCUGUCUUCACCUAAGGUGGUUUUGACUUUCACUCCAGUGUGUCUGCAGCACUCUCGAAGGCCAGAGCUUGCUAUUUGAUAGGACUAUUUGCAUUUCAAAGCUAAUCAGUAUUGAAUAAUGGGCUGGUAAAAGAAGAGUAAGAGGGUUAUUGUGUGGGUUUUAUUAUUGUGUAAACUUGGGAAUACAAGCUGAGCGGGCUCUGGGAGCUGCACUCAAAUUCCAGCAGAUAAGAAAGUGGCUUAUGUAAAAGGCCUUUUAAUGAGUGAGUUACUCAUUACUUCCCCCGCAGUGAGAGCCUGGCACGGAUCACAUGACUGCUGGGCUUCAUAAGGAAGUAAAAACAAAAAGUGAAGAGAAAACUAUUACUCAUACUCCACUCUUAAGUAAAAGCACUCCUUAAAUCUGUAGCUUUUACUCUCUUGUGACUUUUGAGUUAAUAAAUGAUUAUGUUUCAUUUUUCCAGCUCGGACUGAACAAUUAUAACUCUAGUUCAAUUGCACUUCACAAGUUCAAUUCAGCAAGGAAAAAAGGGAAAAUAUUGACGCUGGCUCUCACCCUAGAGUUGAUUCCAUUAGUUUGGGGUGUGUCCUCAUAAACAAUAUUUUCUGUUAGUUCCCACUUGGUGUGCUCAGGUUGCUUGGGACCUCUAGAUGGCUCAGUGGUAAAGACACUUGCCUACAAGCCUGAGGAUUAGAGAUCCUGGGACUCAAACGGACUCACCCGUGGAGAGAACUGACUCCAGCAAGUUGUCCUCUGACUUACACACACACCCCAUGCUGUGACCAACACGCACACACGAUAUUUUUCCUCACAAAAAGACCUCUAAAAAGACCUGAUCAAUGUUCCUAUUGUCUGCAGUAAGGUCUCACUGUGAGGGGCAGGCUUGAUUAGAACUUUCUAUAUCGUCCAAGCCGACUCCUGUAUUUCCCUCUCAAGUGCAUUCAUCACCACUCCUGACUGUUGUAGAAUAUUAUUUUAAGAGGUGUUACAUUUGUUUAUGCUGUAUAACAUUUCUUUAAUGAUGCAAAGAUGUGUUGCAUUCUUUUAUGUUGCAUUUGUUUAACUCUGUGAAGCUGUGUUACUGUGCCUGUCUAAAACACCUGAUGGUCUAAUAAAGAGCUGAACGGCCAAUAGCAAAGCAGGAGAAAAGAUGGGCGGGGCUGACAGGCAGAGAGGAUAAAUACAGGAGAAAUCUGGGAAGCAAGAAGAAGAAGGAGGGUGCAAGGGGCCAGCCACCCAGCUACACAGCCAGCAGUGGAGUAAGAAAGAAAGAUAUACAGAACUAAGAAAAAGGUAAAAGCCCAAAGGCAAAAGGUAGAUGGGAUAAAUUUAAAGUUAAGAAAAGCUGGCAAGAAAUAAGCCAAGCUAAGGCUGGGCAUUUAUAAGAAAUAAUAAGUCUCUGUACAAUUAUUUGGGAGCUGGAUGGCAGGCCCCCAAAAGAGAAAAACAAAACAAAAAACAGACAGUAUUUUGGCAUUCCAACGUGCGACUAGAGUAAAAGAAAAUCCACCUGGCAUGUCCUAAAGUUUAACUGAACACAGCUGUUGGUUAAAAAAGAAAAUAGAUCAUAUAUAAAAAUCUGUCUGUCUACUUAAUGUAGAUGUCAGUAUAAUCUAUAUGCAGAAAAUGCACCACUAUUAAAAUAUGAAUAGUAAAAAAAUAUUUUCUACAUAUCUAAGCAUGCUUUUGGCAUAUCUUGGAAACCACUGUUCCACAGAGAAUAUCAGUUCCUUGGCAUGGAAUGCAAGUUUCUGUUCUGGCACAAUCUCUCUCUCUUGCUGUUAUAUUUCCCUGCUGGUUUUAUAUUGUCAACAUUGCUUUGUGUGUGUUUGUGUGCAUGCUUGACAAUGCAUGUGUGUGAGUAGGCCAGAGGACAACCCUGGGUGUUGUUCAUUGCCUGAUCUAUUUUGGGAAUUAAGAUCUCUCUCUGGACUGGAACUUGUCAAGUAGCCCGGACUGGCCAGCCAGUGAUCAGGGGAUCUGUCUUUUCCCACCUUUCCAACACCAGGAUUACAAGAUUGUGCUACUAUACACAUUUUUUUUUUUUAAAAAUAGAAUCUGUACAUUAGUAGAAUUGAAGUCUUCAUGCUUAUAAGAACAUUAUUGACUGAGUUGACUUGCUUCAGCCCUGCUGCUGUUUGCUCAACAUGUAUGUCUCUAUUAGCCAGUUUGCUGUUACUAAAGUGAAAUACUUGACGCGUGGUAUAUAUGAAGUAAAGAGAAGUUUCGUUAGCUCACAGUUACAGAAGUUCAAGUUCAACAUGGGUGAUCCUGUCCCUGGAUAGGUGAAUACACUGUGUGACAAUGGUUGGGCACCAGAUAGAAGGAACAGUCACGUCUCAAGCCAUGGGUAGAAAGAGAGAUUGUGUCCUACAAUCUCUGGGGCACUUAACAGGAACUAGAGCUGGUUAAGCUUUUAGGCUUUUGAGCAGCAGUUCAGCUGAAAUCCAUUUGGAUGAAGACUCAGAAGCUUCCAGUCUGAGGCAACAGGAUCAGCUGAGGAAUUGGUGAGGCGAAGAAGUUGUGGCUUGUUCUGCUUCUCUGAUCUUCCAGCAUUCACCCUAAUACCUGGCUCAGGUUUGAUUUUAUUAAUAAGAUCUUUUAAGAUUCGUGCUACACCUAUUAGCAUCACCAUGGGGACUGAUACCUUAACAUACAGGCCUUUGGGGGAAAAACUCCCCACAUCUAAACCAUAACAAAGCACCACCCCUCUAUGUUGCUAUUACCUCUUUGUUUUUGUUGUUUAAUCGGUGCUGUAUUCCCAACUGUCUUGAGUCCAUAUUCUGAGAUGGGGAUUGGGUAAGACAGCUUCUGCGUAACCCCUACUUUGGGCUUACACUGUAUCUUCCCCUCCAUCCAUUAAGGAGUCAUCAAAUGGGGGCAAGUCUUGGGUAAGGCAAAUCCUGGAGCACCAUCACCUCCAGUGGCCAACGAUUGUGGGAAUAAAUGCUUGAAUGUCAAGUGGGACCUGGGACGCUCACCACUGCUUGUGGCGAUUAACCAGCUCACUCAAAGGUGUCAUUGUUCAUCAUACUAGUUUUUACUUUCUUUUUUCCAAGCUUCUACAUUUCGCUUACAUAAUUUAAGUAUAAAAAUAAGAAUAGUUAGGACAGUGUAGUCAUUUUUCUACGUUUUACCCAAUUUAAAAUUCAAUUCUUUAUUUUGAAGUGAUUUGUUCCAAAUUAAAUUAAAAAUUCUUUUUUUUCUCCAGCAUUGGGAAAAUAUAAUAUCAGAUUAAUAGAUUGUUUUCUUAGCAACUAUAUUGAGGUGUGAUUCCUGCAGAAACAGAUUUUAAAUAAACUUGCUGCUUCUUAGCACUCAGUCUCAUUAUGCUGAAAAGUUACUAUGCACUUCAUUUUGGGGCACGAAUACACAAAUACCACCCUACCUAGCUGGCCUGGAACUUGGUGUGUAGACUUAGCUGGCCUUGACCUCAUAAAAAUCUGUCCACUUCUGCCUCCUGAGUGCUGAGAUGAAAGGUUUAUACCACUAUGCCCAGUCUGUGAGGGUUUUUUUUGUUGUUGUUGUUGUUGUUUUUUUUUUUUUGGUAAGAAUUAAUUGCAUGAUCAAAAAAUACAUACAGGCCAUCUUGCGUCCCUGCGUGUGUGCACCUUAUCUCAGCUGGUCUGGCUGAGACCCCCUGAGUGCGAACCCUAGUCCCCCGCUUGGCCCCAUUUCCACUCUGACAAGAAGAAACAACCAUGAACCAGGAGAAACUGGCCAAACUGCAGCCACAAGUGCGCAUUGGUGGGAAAGGAACUGCUCGCAGAAGGAAGAAGGUUCACAGAACAGCCACAGCAGAUGAUAAAAAACUGCAGUUCUCCUUAAAGAAGUUAGGAGUGAACAAUAUCUCUGGUAUUGAAGAGGUGAAUAUGUUUACAAACCAAGGAACCGUGGUCCAUUUUAACAACCCUAAAGUUCAGGCAUCUCUGUCAGCAAACACCUUCACCUUUACAGGCCAUGCUGAGACAAAGCAGCUGACAGAAAUGCUUCCCAGCACCCUAAACCAGCUCAGAGCGGACAGUCUGACUAGUUUAAGGAGACUGGCUGAAGCUCUGCCCAAACAAUCUGUGGAUGGAAAAGCACCACUUGCUACUGGAGAGGAUGAUGAUGAUGAAGUCCCAGAUCUGGUGGAGAAUUUUGAUGAGGCUUCUAAGAACAAGGCACACUAAAAUGAGGUGACUUCUGAAGACGGUGACACCUGCAGAAGUUACAGGAGCUGCUAUUUUAUAUCAUGACUGCUUUUUAAAAUUCUUUUGUUUAUGGAUCUGAUAAAAUCUAGAUUGCUAAUAUUUUUAACCUUGAGCCCCUUGGACACUGAAGCUUUUUCAGUUUUUGCUUAAACACAAUUCAUUCUUGGCAGCAAAUUAAGCUGAAGAAGCCUGGGAAUAAAGUUUGAGAAAGGGUUAAUAAAAUUCUUUGCCUAGUUAAAAAAAAAAGUACAUACAACACCAAUAAUAUAGGAAAUAGUAAAUGCUUCAUUUUGCUUCACUAGAUAAAGAAAGAAA
This is a messenger RNA of Peromyscus californicus insignis, 5429 nucleotides long. Its product is annotated as transcription factor BTF3-like. The transcript is spliced from 7 exons. Bases 4623 to 5093 code for a protein of 156 amino acids. The record is from RefSeq and is a predicted model, not a curated record. Lineage: Eukaryota; Metazoa; Chordata; Mammalia; Rodentia; Cricetidae. Gene Ontology annotation, cellular component: cytosol; nascent polypeptide-associated complex.